This is a messenger RNA of Aspergillus sclerotioniger CBS 115572, 963 nucleotides long. RefSeq lists its product as uncharacterized. Bases 1 to 963 code for a protein of 320 amino acids. Lineage: Eukaryota; Fungi; Ascomycota; Eurotiomycetes; Eurotiales; Aspergillaceae. The transcript has 2 exons. The record is from RefSeq and is a predicted model, not a curated record.
AUGCCGAGAAAAAUCAAGAGAAAAAUCACGACCCGCGAAGCAUUGAUAUCCGUGUGGAGGAAGUUGGUAGUUGAUAUCGACCUGGAUGUUUCUACGGAACCCGAGACCCAGGGAGCUGUAAGAGAUGAAGAUCUACAACGGCAUAACGUCGUUCGCAUUCCCUUUAAUAUCGAAGACUGGAAUUUCGACGAAAACAUAGACGAGCGGCCACCUGUUCUUUUGGAGCCACUGGCACCUGAGGUACUUCAGAUGCAUCCAAUGCGCAGAGAAACACCAAUAGGACUACGAUGGCGCUCUUAUAUUCCUCCAUCUACCAGAGACGCACAUGACCUUCUUCAGCGUUGGGGUAUCUCUAGUUGUCUGCAACGCGUGUGUAACUACAUGGAGAUAAUACUUACAGAGCCGGGUCGGUUAGAACUGCCUUAUGAAGAAUCUAGUCUUUUGGCAUAUUCUGGGCUCUAUAUGAUUGUGUACCCCAGCCCAUAUCUGAUGUUCCCUGGCAUGGAUAGUUGCCGGAGGGGAGUUGAAACAUGGACUAGCCUUCUCCUGCUAGAGACAGGCGAUGACACUGGCCCACCCACUUGUCCACAUGUGACCAUGAUGGUUCAGCACGAUUGCAAUGGUAGGGAAGAUUCCAUCCUGUAUGGCGAGUUAGCCUCGUUGGUCUCGGCUAUGCACGCCCGCGCAGAGCAGCCCAUGCUCGAAGAUGAGGAAAUGGAGAGAGCAUUCGAUGAAGGCCCCGGGUCUUAUCGAAACAAACCGCUUGUGUUUCCAAGAGAGAAGCGAUAUCCGGUCCUUCAACUUUCCUUUAUAGGCCCUCAGCAUGCGCGGGUUCUUUAUGCUUGCAUGGAUAAAGAUCGGAUUAUUAUCUGCCAAUCGAAAAUCUACAGCUUUGAAACAGAUGAGGAGGCGCCAUCGGACCUCUUCCUACGAAUAAUUGCGAGCAAGCCUCUGACAGAAUAG